Molecule: messenger RNA, 5672 nt
Organism: Symphalangus syndactylus (siamang)
Lineage: Eukaryota; Metazoa; Chordata; Mammalia; Primates; Hylobatidae
Gene: MCC
Product: MCC regulator of Wnt signaling pathway
Biological process (GO): negative regulation of canonical Wnt signaling pathway
Cellular component (GO): cytoplasm
Molecular function (GO): calcium ion binding
Source: RefSeq, a predicted model, not a curated record
GGGGCUGCAGGCAACUUGCGCGCCGGACGGAUUCCUGCUGCGGCCGCGCGUCCUCCUACUCCCAAGCAGGGAGAGGGCGCAUGAUGGCGGCCGCGGCGGCAGCGGCUGCGGGGAGCGCCAGCAGCGGCGGCGGCGGAGGAGGCAGCAGCAGCGACACGUCCAGUACCGGCGAGGAGGAGAGGAUGCGGCGCCUCUUCCAGACGUGCGACGGCGACGGGGACGGAUACAUCAGCAGAAAUGACUUGCUAAUGGUCUGUCGCCAGUUGAAUAUGGAAGAAUCUGUGGCUGAGAUCAUGAACCAAUUGGGAGCAGAUGAAAAUGGGAAGAUUUCCUUUCAGGAUUUCACAAGAUGCCGCAUGCAGCUUGUUCAAGAAAUUAGGAAGGAGGAAGUAGAUCUUUCUGCAAAGUCAGACAACUCCUGUACGAAGAAGCUGAGGGAUACAGUUGCUUCCUGGCCCACGAGCAGUGACAACAGUUUGGGUGCCUUAUCAGCAGCGAGGGAGAGCUGGGAAUACGACUCUGGUGCCAGGGACCUCCAGAGCCCAGAUGUGCAGAGCCAGUCAGCCCUACAGAAGCUGCUCGAGUAUGGCGGAAGCUCUUUGCAUCAGCAGGCUGCUCUCCACAAACUGCUUACGCAGUCCCCGCACAUUGGCAACUCUGUAGGAGGAAGCUAUCUAGAGCUGGCCAACACGCUCCAUUCAGCAGCCCUGGCAUCACUAAAGGGAGAUAUAGUGGAACUUAAUAAACGUCUCCAGCAAACAGAGAGGGAACGGGACCUUCUGGAAAAGAAAUUGGCCAAGGCACAGUGCGAGCAGUCCCACCUCAUGAGAGAGCAUGAGGAUGUCCAGGAGCGAACGACGCUUCGCUAUGAGGAACGCAUCACAGAGCUCCACAGCGUCAUUGCAGAGCUCAACAAGAAGAUAGACCGUCUGCAAGGCACCACCAUCAGGGAGGAAGAUGAGUACUCAGAACUGCGAUCAGAACUCAGCCAGAGCCAACACGAGGUCAACGAGGACUCUCGAAGCAUGGACCAAGACCAGACCUCUGUCUCUAUCCCCGAAAACCAGUCUACCAUGGUCACUGCUGACAUGGACAACUGCAGUGACCUGAACUCAGAACUGCAGAGGGUGCUGACAGGGCUAGAGAAUGUCGUCUGUGGCAGGAAGAAGAGCAGCUGCAGCCUCUCCGUGGCCGAGGUGGACAGGCACAUUGAGCAGCUCACCACGGCCAGCGAGCACUGUGACCUGGCGAUUAAGACAGUCGAGGAGAUUGAGGGGGUGCUUGGCCGGGACCUGUAUCCCAACCUGGCUGAAGAGAGGUCUCGGUGGGAGAAGGAGCUGGCUGGGCUGAGGGAAGAGAAUGAGAGCCUGACUGCCAUGCUGUGCAGCAAGGAGGAAGAACUGAACCGGACCAAGGCCACCAUGAAUGCCAUCCGGGAAGAGCGGGACCGGCUGCGGAGGAGGGUCAGAGAGCUUCAAACUCGACUACAGAGCGUGCAGGCCACAGGUCCCUCCAGCCCUGGCCGCCUCACUUCCACCAACCGCCCGAUUAACCCCAGCACUGGGGAGCUGAGCACAAGCAGCAGCAGCAAUGACAUUCCCAUCGCCAAGAUUGCUGAGAGGGUGAAGCUAUCAAAGACAAGGUCCGAAUCGUCAUCAUCUGAUCGGCCAGUCCUGGGCUCUGAAAUCAGUAGCAUAGGGGUAUCCAGCAGUGUGGCUGAACACCUGGCCCACUCACUUCAGGACUGUUCCAAUAUCCAAGAGAUUUUCCAAACACUCUACUCACAUGGAUCUGCCAUCUCAGAAAGCAAGAUUAGAGAGUUUGAGGUGGAAACAGAACGGCUGAAUAGCCGGAUUGAGCACCUCAAAUCCCAAAAUGACCUCCUGACCAUAACCCUGGAGGAAUGUAAAAGCAAUGCCGAGAGGAUGAGCAUGCUGGUGGGAAAAUACGAAUCCAAUGCCACAGCGCUGAGGCUGGCCUUGCAGUACAGUGAGCAGUGCAUCGAAGCCUACGAACUCCUCCUGGCGCUGGCGGAGAGCGAGCAGAGCCUCAUCCUGGGGCAGUUCCGAGCGGCGGGCGUGGGGUCGUCCCCUGGAGACCAGUCGGGGGAUGAAAACAUCACUCAGAUGCUCAAGCGAGCUCAUGACUGCCGGAAGACAGCUGAGAACGCUGCAAAGGCCCUGCUCAUGAAGCUGGAUGGCAGCUGUGGGGGUGCCUUUGCCGUGGCUGGCUGCAGCGUGCAGCCCUGGGAGAGCCUUUCCUCCAACAGCCACACCAGCACAACCAGCUCCACAGCCAGUAGCUGCGACACCGAGUUCACUAAAGAAGACGAGCAGAGGCUGAAGGAUUAUAUCCAGCAGCUCAAGAAUGACAGGGCUGCGGUCAAGCUGACCAUGCUGGAGCUGGAAAGCAUCCACAUCGAUCCUCUCAGCUAUGACGUCAAGCCCCGGGGAGACAGCCAGAGGCUGGACCUGGAAAACGCAGUGCUGAUGCAGGAGCUCAUGGCCAUGAAGGAGGAGAUGGCUGAGCUGAAGGCCCAGCUCUACCUACUGGAGAAAGAGAAGAAGGCCCUGGAGCUGAAGCUGAGCACGCGGGAGGCCCAGGAGCAGGCCUACCUGGUGCACAUUGAGCACCUGAAGUCCGAGGUGGAGGAGCAGAAGGAGCAGCGGAUGCGAUCCCUCAGCUCCACCAGCAGUGGCGGCAAAGACAAACCCAGCAAGGAGUGUGCUGAUGCUGCCUCCCCAGCUCUGUCCCUAGCUGAACUCAGGACGACAUGCAGCGAGAAUGAGCUGGCUGCGGAGUUCACCAACGCCCUUCGUCGAGAAAAGAAGUUGAAGGCCAGAGUUCAAGAGCUGGUGAGUGCCUUGGAGAGACUCACCAAGAGCAGUGAAAUCCGACAUCAGCAAUCCGCAGAGUUCGUGAAUGAUCUAAAGCGGGCCAACAGCAACCUGGUGGCUGCCUAUGAGAAAGCAAAGAAAAAGCAUCAAAACAAACUGAAGAAGUUAGAGUCGCAGAUGAUGGCCAUGGUGGAGAGACAUGAGACCCAAGUGAGGAUGCUCAAGCAAAGAAUAGCUCUGCUGGAGGAGGAGAACUCCAGACCACACACCAAUGAAACUUCGCUUUAAUCAGCACUCACGCACCGGAGUUCUGCCCAUGGGAAGUAAACUGCAGCAGGCCACUGAGGACAGAAGGGCCCAUGUACUUGUUGGGAGGAGGAAGAAAGGGAAGGCUGGCAGGUAGGUUGGCACUUGGACAGUGGAGUGCCCCAACUCAGCCCUUGGGGUGACUGGCCAUGGUGACACUGUGGACUGUAUCCAGAGGUGCUCACUCUUCCCUCCCGGGCCCACAACAGCGUGUAAACACAAGUUCUGUGCCUGCUCGGCAGAACCUCAUUUCUACUUUCAGCACUCUCUCCCUCCUCUUCUAGUCUGGCGGCUGUGCAUCAGUGGGAUCCCAGGCAUUUGUUUCUGUAAGAUUCUCCAUCGUAUCCUCUUUUUGGAAGAUGGUGGGCUCAUCUUCUAGGAUCUUGUUUCUCCUCUUUCCUCCUGCUUCAUGGGAAAACAGACCUGUGUGUGCCUCCAGCAUUUAAAAGGACUGCUGAUUUGUUUACUACAGCAAGGCUUUGGUUUUCAAGUCCUGGGUCUCAACUUUAAGAUAGAGGCGGUCAUAAGAGGUGUUGUCUGGGAGUUAUAGGUCAUGGGAAGAGCGUAGACAGGUGUUAUUUACAGUCCCAGAUACACUAAAGUUACAAAAACAGACCACCACUAGGACUGUGCCUGAACAAUUUUGUAUGGACAGAAUAAAAACUUCCUUCAACCUUCAUUUUGGAGGCAGGGCUGGGAAGGGAGCGCUCUCUUGAUUCUGGGAUUUCUCCCUCUCAGUGGAGCCUUAUUAAUAUCUAAGACUCAGAGCUGAGAAUCUUUUUGAUACCUGUAGUGGAACUAAAAUUUUGUCAGGGGUUUCUUCAAGAGCUGAGAAACAUUAUUAGUACUUCCUGCCCCAGGGCACUACAUAAUUGCUGUUCUGCUGAAUCAAAUAUCUUCCACAUGGGUACAUUUGUAGCUCUGGACCUGUCUCUACCUAAGGACAUUAGAGAUACUGAACAUUUUGCAAAACUUAUGCCUACUUAAGAGUGCUGUGUAACCCCCAGUUCAAGACGUAGCUCCUGUUGUCAUGACGGGGACAGGGUGAGGGAAUGGUAGUUAAGGCUUUUUUGCCCCCACAUACAUGGUGAUGGUUAGCAAUGGUGCUUAAGAGGUUAAAUUUCAAGCAAAAUGCUCACAGGGCUAGGCAGGACCAAAGUAACUGAAUUCUUUCAGGAAGGUCUUCUAUCUUAAAACAAAUUCAUUAUUCUUUUUCAGUUUUACCUCUUCUCUCUCAGUUCUACACUGAUACACUUGAAGGACCAUUUACUGUUUUUUUUCUGUAGCACCAGAGAAUCCAUCCAAAGUUCCCUAUGAAAAAUGUGUUCCAGUGCCACAGCUGACUGCAAAUUGAAGUUGAUGAGGUUUCUGCAUAGUCUUUAUGUCCAUGAGCUACGGGUGGGUCUAUUUUCAGAGCAUGAUACAAAUUCCACAGCCUUCUGUUCACUGGAGGAUACUCCAGCCACCAAUUCGGAGGGCAGACAGUUCUAUCCUAAAAGCAACCACCGAGAGGCCAGCAGUGAGGCUGCCCAUCUCCAAAACAAAACAAAACAUCAACUGGUAUUAGUCUAGAAGGACCAGCUUUGGGAGCAGUGAGGCUGCCUAUCUCCAAAACAAAACAUCAACUGGUAUUAGUCUAGAAGGACCAGCUUUGGGGUGCUUUGAUCACUAUGAAAAUGUUCACUGGUUUCUAUCAUUUGGUGAAAAUUAGUUCCUGUGAUUUUUUUUCUUUUUUUUUUUUUUUUUUUUUUUGAGACGGAUUUUAAUCGUUACCCAGGCUGAAGUGCAAUGGCAUGAUCUUGGCUCACUGCAACCUCUGCCUCCCAAGUUCAAGCAAUUCUCCUGCCUCAGCCUCCUGAGUAGCUGGAAUUACAGGCGCCCGCCACCAUACCCAGCUAAUUUUUGGUAUUUUUAGUAGAGACAGGGUUUCGCCAUGUUGUCCAGGCUGGUCUCGAACUCCUGACCACUGAUCCACCCACCUCGGCCUCCCAAAGUGCUGGGAUUACAGGCAUGAGCCAAUGUGCCUGGCCAUUCCUGUGAUUUUUAAAAAUUUUUCACUGUUAGUAUAAAGUUGCAUUUUGUCAUGAGGAAAAUGUUUUGGCUGAAAAACAUAUGCCAAAAAAAAAAUCAGUUUUCACCAUUUUUCCAGCUUGCCUAGGGAAACGUCCUCCCCUGAGCAAAGUGGGAUGUGCAUGGCUCUUUUGUGAUUAAGCAGGCAUCAAAUGAGCAGUUUUCAUUUUCACUGACACAGAAACAUGUGGCUGAAGCAGGAAUAAAAUCCUGCCUACUGACUUCUGUCUCCAUUCUUGCUCCAGGUAAAAUCAGAGAACCUCCCCUUCUUGGCCCUUUAAUUCCCCCAGGCAGAGGCGGCUUCAGCUCCUCUGUUAAGGGCCCCAGUUUUACUCAUCCUCUCUGACCUUGGUUUGAGUUUAGUACUUUCAAAUAUGUGACAAUUUGGGUAAAAACUAUUUUGCAGGCAAAAAAAGUGUUAAUUUUAUAAAUACGUAUAAUAAAAAAGCUAUCAAAGUU